AUGUGGCUGCUGGAGAAUGAAGAGGCUUUCCAGGCCGGUCAACUAGCAAUCUCGCACAAUACGAUUUCCCGCAAACAUCUCACCAUCACCAUCGACCGCGUCGGCGACGGCGACGCCCUGCACCCAUCUCGGCGCUCCAAAAUCACAAUCGAGGACCUCGCGACUAAAAUCGGUACCGUAGUCAAUGGGAAGAAGCUGAAAGGCACAAAAUACGUCGUCGAAAAUGGCCAGGAUGUCGAGAUGACGAUGGGAAAAUGCCCCAACAAGUUUCGCCUGACUUGGAAACUGGUCGCAUUGACCUUUUCUUUUUCCAGCAAGGAACUCCAGGCGAAGCCGAUCAACGCCCUUCAAUCACGACUGGAGCAGCUCGACAUAAAACUGCUAGUCGACUACAACGUAGACUUUACGACGCAUGUUGUGGCCAAGAAGCGCAACACAGCCAAGGGUCUCCAAGCACUGAUCAAUGGACGAUUUAUCGUCACAGAGUCGUUUCUAGAUGCAGUAACACAGGCCGCGGACCCAGUUGACGAUGGGAAUGGCUCACAGACAUGCGCCUUGGAGCAAAAUUUCGACGAGUCAUGGCCGGAUCCCAUGAAGCACCUGCCACCUCGUGGUGGUGAGCCGUUUGAACAUCCCGACGAAAUCUACACACCAGACCCGGGUAGAUUAGAUCUUUUUGACGGAUACACCUUCAUAUUUUAUGAUGCGACGCAAUAUAACAACUUGCUCGCUCCCAUAACGAAUGGAGGAGGCAAAGCUUUGGUUGAAAUAGUCAAACCUGGCGAGACCUCGUCUGAUGACUUUGUCCGAUACGUCAAGGGGGUAGCUGGCGAAAAAGGUCUUGGCAGCUUUAAUGAUGGAAGUGAAGGUAAAGGUGUUGUGGUUGUGCGAUAUCUGCCAACAAAGGGUGAGCAUGUGCCGUGGUACACAGAUUUCAUUACAACCGUCUCUCUAAGGCUAGAUCACCGCCCUAUCGAGCAAAAUGAGUUCCUCGAGGCUAUCUUGAUCAAAGAUGCCAGCAUGCUUCGCCGGCCACUCGAGGUAGAAGAGCAAUCAGGAACAUCGGCGAUCCCAUCGCAAGCUCCCCAGUCUUUGGGCGAUUCUUCCUCUGCCGCUGCCGCUCCUGCUGCCGGUCCCUCUGCCGCAGUUGAAGCAGAACCCACUACCAGAAGGCCUAGAAUGCGGAAGCCGGUGAAAAGGCGCUUUGCGGGGUUUGAUGAUGGCUCAGACAUCGACAUGGACGAGGUAAAACCGCCGGCUGUGCAAGCAAUUCCGCCAAAUGACGUUGUGGAAGAAAGUGGCUUGUUUGUCUCGCAAGAACCUGACCACCCCCCUGAGGAUCACUCAACCAUCACACAGAAGAGAAGUGCACCCGCGGAAGAUGAUCUUAUGGAAGGGAUGGCGCCAGCCGCGGCCAGAUUCAAGCGACAAAGAAUAGCUAUGGGUAACAACUUUGCGUCGGAAGCCCAAGAAAUGCCUCCACCAGAGCCACCAAAGCCCAUCAAGAAGGAGAAGAGGGAAAUAAAUAUCCUCGCCGAGGCUGCCAGGCACCGUCAGGAGCAGGAGGCUCGCGCAAGAGCGGAGCAAGAGGAUCUCGCGCAGCUGCCCGACGACAUUGACCUUGCAGAGAUUCGACGACUGAAUAUUGUCGAGGAGAUUGAGCUCCGCAAACCCGAGAGCACAAUGCGCUCUAGAGAUCAGGAUGUUGCUGAUGGUCGCUGGAAUCCGAAAUGGAACGGCAUCCAGAACUUUAAAAAGUUUCGGCGCCGGGGCGAAGUAGUUGGGAGGCAGCCCGCCCGGACAAUCAUUGCCGUUGACGAAGUACAGAGUAAGAAAUUCGGCGUGGGAGACAACUACUGGCUUGAGGAGGAAACAGCGCCACGUUCAAACUUGGGCACCAGAUUGCAGUCAGCGCUUCGAGAAGACUCGCCGCCGCCCAUUUCAAGAAUACCUAGCGGUCUCGGUCGGAACACGCACAAGGGUAGCGAAACGCCUGCCAAUGUCAAUGAGGGCGGCGAUUCCGAAGACGCAGAAGAGGAGGCAGACUCCCAGCCACCACGCGGCUCCUAUGGGCGGAGGACUGCCGCUCAGGGGACCGCCGGCUCCGGAGGCAGCCGCAGCCAGUCGUCGGCGCAAACGUCGCAGAGCUUGGGUAAGCGAGCAGCAGCCAGCACACUCUCUGGCCAGUCGUCAAAACGGCAGCGGCUACCACCGCAGCCUAUCCAGGUGGACGACAGUGAAGAUGACAGUGACGAUGAGCUCAAGUUCCGGUUUGGCAGGAGACGUUGA
Cordyceps militaris CM01 is the source of this 2289-nucleotide messenger RNA. Its product is annotated as DNA damage response protein RcaA. The transcript has 3 exons. The coding region runs from base 1 to 2289 and encodes 762 amino acids. The record is from RefSeq and is a predicted model, not a curated record. Gene Ontology annotation, cellular component: Mre11 complex. Gene Ontology annotation, biological process: mitotic G2 DNA damage checkpoint signaling; double-strand break repair via homologous recombination. Gene Ontology annotation, molecular function: damaged DNA binding; protein binding. Lineage: Eukaryota; Fungi; Ascomycota; Sordariomycetes; Hypocreales; Cordycipitaceae.